This is a messenger RNA of Rangifer tarandus platyrhynchus (Svalbard reindeer), 162 nucleotides long. NCBI's taxonomy places the organism in Eukaryota, Metazoa, Chordata, Mammalia, Artiodactyla, Cervidae. The record is from the annotation of a GenBank genome assembly.
AUGGAUGUAAAAUGCCUUGGAUGCUAUAAAAUCACCAUUGUCUUUAGCCAUGCACAAACAGUAGUAGUUUUGUGUGUUGGCUGCUCUACGGUCCUCUGCCAGGCUGCAGGAGGAAAAACAAGGCUUACAGAAGGAUGCUCCUUCAGAUGGAAGCAGCACUAA